This is a messenger RNA of Beta vulgaris subsp. vulgaris (sugar beet), 1822 nucleotides long. RefSeq lists its product as uncharacterized. Lineage: Eukaryota; Viridiplantae; Streptophyta; Magnoliopsida; Caryophyllales; Amaranthaceae. Gene Ontology annotation, molecular function: glycosyltransferase activity. The transcript has 3 exons. The record is from RefSeq and is a predicted model, not a curated record. Bases 278 to 1735 code for a protein of 485 amino acids.
GAUAAAAUGUGUUAUGUUAUUCUCUCCACCUAAUAAAACAACUCCAUAAAUUACCAUUUGCACUCCCUAAGAAAAAUCACAGCACCCCUAGAUUUCCACCCUUAUUACGUUUGCUACAAAUUAAACGUUUCAUCCUUCAUCAACAAAACUUCUUGUUCACUUUCUUAGCUUUUUGAUGCAAAGCAGGGGAAGUAAUUAUAAAUUGUUCUUCACUUUAAUGCACACACAAAGAGAAAAUAACCAACACAAGUCAAUAUUGUAACACACAUCGAGUAUCAUGGAAAAACCUCAACAAGCUAGUGAAAGACAUAACCACACAACUCAUAUAACUCCCUCUUUAUUACUACCCAAUUCUUACAACCCUAAAACCAAGCACAACAACAUAUCAUCUUUCAACUACUCAUCAAAACACUCAUGUUUCCUUCUACUAAUUUUCAUAGCCAUUUUCCUUCUCUUUCAAAUCCCAUCUCUUCAAUCUCCACCUUGGCUCGAAUCCAUCAACAAUGGCUACCCUUCAAGAACAGAUGAUCAUCAAGAAUCCGCGGCGGAGAAGCUUCGAGAUUCAAUCACAUUCCUACCAUUGAAGGACUUAAGGUACAAGAGCACCGCCCACCAAGGUCAUACAUGGUUCAUGAGUUCCAUGUAUGACAUUCACGAGGAAGGUGAAGUGCAAUACCAAAAAUUCCCUUCAAAUGCUUCAAAGGGUAGAAUCCUAUGUAUUAAGGGGAAUGAUAAACAUGAUGGUUCAUGGAAUUAUUAUGCACUUGCAUGGCGUGAAGCGUUACCCUACAAUGCUACUUUCAUGAAAGGCCUAACUUUUGUGUCAUAUAAUCAUUAUAAUUAUGAUAAUAUAUGGCAUGGUUUAUCCGCAAUUUUUCCGUUUGUUGCAUGGCACAUGAAAAAUGAGUGCAAGUUACCAUCUAGAUGGAUUUUGUAUCAUUGGGGUGAACUUAGGACUAAGAUGGGCAUUUGGUUAAGUUUGGUGUUGCAUUCUACUUUUGGUGGGCCUCAGAAUAUUGAAGGGUUUGAAGGGGUGGAAGAAGAGCAUCCAAUCUGCUUCGAAGAAGCAGUGGUGAUGAGGCACAAUGAGGGAGGGAUGUCAAGGCAGAGAAGGAUGGAAACUUAUGAUCUCAUAAGGUGUAAAGCAAGAACAUUUUGUAAUGUGAGCAUAGACAGUAAGGCUAAUGAAAUUGGAAUGACACUAUUAUUAAGGACUGGGCCCAGAUCUUUUAAAAAUGAUGCAGCUGUUAUUGACAUCUUUAAAAGUGAAUGUGACAAGAUUAACAACUGCCAAUUAUUGGUUGCUUACUCUAAUAAUCUCACAUUCUGUGAACAGGUUAAAUUGAUGAGCUUAACAGAUAUUUUGGUAUCACCUCAUGGAGCACAAUUAACAAACAUGUUCCUAAUGGAUAGGAACAGUAGUGUAAUGGAGUUUUUUCCAAAGGGGUGGCUCAAGUUAGCUGGGGUAGGCCAAUAUGUUUUCCGUUGGCUUGCAAGUUGGUCAGGGAUGAUACAUCAAGGUGAUUAUCGUGACACCAACGGUGACAAUUGUCCCUAUUCUGAAGAUGAUCGUCGAUGUAUGUCCAUUUUUAAGAGUGGUCAAAUUGAAGUUAAUCAUACUUAUUUUAGGGAUUGGGCUAAAAAUGUGUUGAAUGAGGUGCAAAUUAGGAAAAUAAAUGAAGCAUCUAAUAAGAGUCUUAAAUCUAAGACCAUAAGUUGUGCUUGUGAUAUGUAAUGUGCUUAUAAAGAUCAGAUGAUGGUCAUUGAAUUCGACAUCAGUACUUAGUUAAUGUGAUCAAAUUGAAAUUGAGAUCUGUUUGAU